This is a messenger RNA of Uloborus diversus, 1415 nucleotides long. It is a transcript of the gene beg, whose product is annotated as probable malonyl-CoA-acyl carrier protein transacylase, mitochondrial. The record is from RefSeq and is a predicted model, not a curated record. The transcript has 5 exons. NCBI's taxonomy places the organism in Eukaryota, Metazoa, Arthropoda, Arachnida, Araneae, Uloboridae. Gene Ontology annotation, molecular function: transferase activity. Bases 148 to 1350 code for a protein of 400 amino acids.
UCAUGGCGGCGCCCAUGGCAAGCACGCUCGAAAACUUUCGUGAACUGUUGUAAAUUUUGCCAACGCAUUCUAUUUUAGAUGUUGAAAUUAUAUUCAUUAUUAUUUUAAAACAUUUUCCUGUAUAUGUGUCCAUAAAACUUUUUUAAAAUGAUCUUAUACUCCGUAAAUGCUUUUAAAAGUCUGAUUUAUAAUUCGAGUUUAAGAGGAAUUGCGACUAGUUUUAGUAGAUAUAAAGCAUCAAAUUUUGACAGUACCAGGAAAAGAGACUUAAAAUCUUUAUUGGAUGAUGCCUCAUCUUUUGAGGAAAAAAAUCCUUUGUCUGAUCAAUGGACAACUCCUGUUUAUCCUCGAGGCGUUAAGAGGAAUCAGCAGCAGCAUUCCAUUCGACCACAAGUUGAUCCCAAAACGACAUCUGUUGUGCUAUUUCCUGGCCAAGGAACUCAGUAUGUAGGUAUGGCUAAAUCACUAUUGAAUUAUCCGAAUGUUAAAGAUAUGUUUGACUGUGCUAGUGACAUUUUGAGAUAUGACCUCCUGGAUUUGUGCCUUAACGGGCCUGAAGAUAUGUUAAAUAUGACAGUUCAUUCACAGGCUGCUGUAAUGGUUUCUUCACUUGCUGCAGUAGAAAAGCUAAGAAGUGAAGAAUCAUGGAUGAUAGAUAAUUGUGUUGCAACUGCUGGAUUCAGUGUUGGUGAAUAUUCUGCAUUGGUGUUUGCUGGUGCUUUGGAAUUUGCAGAUGCUGUGCGAAUUUUGAAAAUACGUGGUGAAGCAAUGCAGGCUGCCUCUGAUUUACAACCCAGUGGCAUGAUGACGGUCUUCCUCUCGCCUUCAUCCAAAAUAAAAAUGGCAUGUGCUUCUGCUAGGAAAUGGUGUGAAGAGCAAGGCAUUAUGGAUCCUGAAUGUAGAGUUGCUAUUUAUUUAUUUCCAGAUUGUAAAGUAAUUUCUGGCCACAUGGAAGCAUUGCAGUAUAUAGAAACAAAUGCAGCGAAAUUUGCCAUUAGGAAAAUGAAGUACAUACCUGUGAGUGGAGCUUUUCAUUCAUCUUUAAUGUUUCCUGCAAAAAAAGUUUUGGAAAAAGCUUUAAAGACAAUUUCUUUCGAGGUACCCAUGAUUCCAGUACAUGCCAAUUAUGACGGAAAACCCUAUACAACUCCAGAGAGUAUACGAGAAAAAUUAGCAAAACAGCUUUGCUCUCCCGUAGCUUGGGAGCAGACUAUGCACAUAAUAUUCGAAAGAGAUAAAGGUAAAGGAAUGCCCAAUACUGUUGAAUGUGGACCAGGAACUUCAAUGAAGACUAUUUUACGAAAUAAUAACAGGGAAGCAUAUAAAUCUUGUACAAAUGUAAUAGCCUAGUAUGUAUAGUUUUGAACUGAAAAGUUUUUGUGGAAACAAUCAAUUUUCUUUGUAAAUAGACUCUU